This is a messenger RNA of Diospyros lotus (date-plum), 1276 nucleotides long. RefSeq lists its product as uncharacterized. The transcript has 6 exons. Lineage: Eukaryota; Viridiplantae; Streptophyta; Magnoliopsida; Ericales; Ebenaceae. Bases 169 to 933 code for a protein of 254 amino acids. The record is from RefSeq and is a predicted model, not a curated record.
UUCAAAAACGCCGCCCCCAAAGAGUUAACGCUUGUGGGUGAGGGGCGUGAGCCUCCAUGGUCCGGCACGAGGAUCAACGGGAAGGUCUGCAGCCUGCUCCAACAACCAGUGCAAGUCUGCAACGCCUGAGGCUUGAGUUGUUAGAUUAGAUGCCUCCGUCCGCCGGAAAUGGAUACUCUCACUCCCUCCCUCUCCCUCUCUCUCUCUCCUUCAACAAACUGCGACCUCUCCCUUCCAAUCUCCACUUCGACAAAUAUCUUCUUCAUCGCUGCAAGAAGCCCAACGGGGAUAGGAAAUGGCGCGUUGCUGUGUAGGGCGGAGUUCUCCCAGGACGCGCCGCUCGCCGUCGCGAUCGGGGCUUGUAUUCUCAAUUCGCUCGUCUUCCCGAUCCCUUCCGGCCCGGACGACGGCGACGACCAGGAGCAAGGCGGCUCUGUGAUCGAUUCGACCGAUGCGAGGUUCGCUGUUAUGGGGAUCAUCAGCUUCAUUCCUUACUUCAAUUGGCUGAGCUGGGUAUUUGCUUGGUUGGAUACUGGGAAGCGGCGGUAUGCUGUGUACUCACUUGUGUACUUGGCUCCUUACUUGAGGUCAAAUUUGUCUCUGUCGCCUGAGGAUAGCUGGCUGCCUAUUGCUAGCAUCGUCUUCUGCAUUGUUCACAUCCAGCUAGAAGCUAGCAUAAAAAAUGGAGAUUUUCAAGGCUUUCAAUUAUUCCGUGAGAUAUCAAAGAAGCUUUCAUCAGUCCAUAGAGAGGCAGAAAGUCAUCUGAAGGGCCAUGAUCCAAAAAAGGAGAGAAACAAAGACUACAUGAACUUGCCCCCUGCCGAGGAACGGUCCAGGAAUGAGGUUCAGGGAUGGAGAAUUCCUCAAAAGCCCAUACAGGAUGCAGAUCGCUUGAAUGAAAAUGCAGAUACCGACGAUGGUAGGAAUCAGUAGAAGGUAUAUUACAAGUCGAGGCUUGCAGUUGCUGCAGUACUUGGAUUUUGUUGUGGGGUGCAAAUGAAAAUCCUAAGGUCUUCAAAGUGCGUCAGAUUCUCAUAUUUGGCUUAUUAUAACUGUGGAAAAGGGUGUAGAAAACUACUUUGACUAGAGAGAUAUUUGGAAUUGAGGAGAAUGCUAGGAAUGCAGAAUUACGAGGCCAUGUUAGUGAAGGAAAGUUUUGGGUUAUCCUGAACUGUUGCAAGAUGUAGCUGUCUGUUUGUUAUAUGGAACCCUUCUUGUUUCCAUACAUCUGAAUUUGAAUAUUGAGCUAAUGGGCUGCCAUAUCUACCUUACUGAA